AUGAAGACCUUCAAUCUCUCCUCAUUACUUUCUUUCUUAUUAUUUCGUUCAUUUCCCUUUCUUUUUUUCUUUCUUUCUUUCUUUCUUAUUCCGUUCAUUUCCCCUUCUUUCUUUCUUUCUUUCUUUCUUUCUUUCUUAUCAAUCUGUUCCUUUUCUUUCUUUCUUUCUUUUCUUUCUUUUCUUUUCUUAUUCCGUUCAUUUCCCUUCUUUCUUUCUUUUCUUUCUUUCUUUUUUCUUAUCAAUCUGUUCCUUUUCUUUCUUUCUUUUCUUUCUUUCUUUUCUUAUUCCGUUCAUUUCCCUUCUUUCUUUCUUUUCUUUCUUUCUUUCUUUCUUUCUUUCUUAUCAAUCUGUUCCUUUUCUUUCUUUCUUUCUUUCUUUCUUUCUUUCUUAUUCCGUUCAUUUCCCCUUCUUUCUUUCUUUCUUUCUUUCUUUCUUUCUUUCUUUCUUUCUUUCUUUCUUUCUUUCUUAUCAAUCUGUUCCUUUUCUUUCUUUCUUUCUUUCUUUCUUAUUCCGUUCAUUUCCCCUUCUUUCUUUCUUUCUUUCUUUCUUUCUUUCUUUUCUUUUCAAUCUUUCCUUUUCCUUUUCUUUUUCUUUUUUUUUCUUUUUUCUUUCUUUCUUAUUCCGUUCAUUUCCCCUUCUUUCUUUCUUUUCUUUCUUUCUUUCUUUCUUUCUUUCUUUCUUAUCAAUCUGUUCCUUUUCUUUCUUUCUUUCUUUCUUUCUUUCUUAUUCCGUUCAUUUCCCCUUCUUUCUUUCUUUCUUUCUUUCUUUCUUUCUUUCUUUCUUAUCAAUCUGUUCCUUUUCUUUCUUUCUUUCUUUCUUAUUAUUCCAUUAAUUUCCCUUUCUUUAUUUGUUUCUUUGAUUCUUUUCUCUCUCUCUUUCUCUCUCUCUCUCUUUAAUAUAAAUACAUUCUCUUUGUUUCUAUUGCUCACGCAUUCUCUUUUCGUUUACUGUUUAUUCAUCCUCUAUAUCUCUAUGCUGCUUUUAUUUUAUUUGUCUGUUUUUUUUUUGUUUCUUUCUUUGUCUCAAACCAUUCUUUCUUUCUUUCUUUCUUUCUUUCUUUCUUUCUUUCUUUCUUUCUUUCUUCCAGAUCCUCCUUUCUUUCGCGCCUUUGUCAGUUUGUCUGUUUCUUUCUUUGUUUCAAAUCAUUCUUUCAUGUCUUUCUUUCAAACUUUUCGUUCUCUCUUUCUUUUUGUAAUUACUUUCCUUCUUCCUUUCUUUCUUCUUAUAUCUUCCAUUCUUUUUCACACAUUUUGUCACUUUCCUUCUCUUCUCUUUCCUCCUCCUCUUUCUCUUUCCUUCUUUUCUUUUCUUUCCUCCUCCUCUUUUCGUUCCUUCUUCUCUUCUCUUUCCUCCUUCUCUCUUUCUCUUUCCAACUUCUUUUUUCUUUCCUCCUUCUCUUCUCUUUCCUCCUCCACAUUUCUUUCCUCCUUCACUUUCUCUUUCCUCCUUCUCUCUCUCUUUCCUCCUUCUCUUUCUUUCCUUCUUCUCUUCUCUUUACUCCUCCACUUUUUCUUUCCUCCUCCUCUUUUUUCCUCCUCCACUUUUUCUUUCCUCCUCCUCUUUUUUCCUCCUCCUCUUUUCUUUCCUUCUUCUCUUCUCUUUCCUCCUCCACUUUUUCUUUCCUCCUCCUCUUUUUUCCUCCUCCACUUUUUCUUUCCUCCUCCUCUUUUUUUCUCCUCCUCUUUUCUUUCCUUCUUCUCUUCUCUUUCCUCCUCCACUUUUUCUUUCCUCCUCCUCUUUUUCCUCCUCCUCUUUUUUCCUCCUCCUCUUUUCUUUCCUUCUUCUCUUCUCUUUCCUCCUCCACUUUUUCUUUCCUCCUUCUCUUUUCUUUCCUCCUCCUUCUCUUUUCUUUCCUCCUCCUCCUCCUCUUUUCUUUCCUUCUUCUCUUCUCUUUCCCCCUUUCACUUUCUCUUUCACUCCCUCGCAAGCUUCCACACUACGCGCUUCCAAGGGAUAUCUCCUUCAUUCUCUUUCAUUUUUAUCUUCUUUUUCAUGUUCUUUCCGUCUAAUUCAGUCAUUCUUUCUUUUUAUUUUCUUCCUUGUUUCGUCUUCAUUCUCUUUCAUUUCUUUCCUUUUUUUUUUCAUUUGUCGCUUUUUUUAUAUUUAUUUCUUUGUCAUUUUCUCUUUCUUUCUUUUUCCUUUUCUUUCAUUAUGAUUUAUUCUAUCUCUAUCACUACUUUCUUUCUUUUGUUUAUUAUUUCCUACGUUUUUUUUCUUUCUCUUCUUAAUUCUCUGUUGCUUAUUUUCCCUCCCUCUCUGUUUGUCUUUUCUUUUCCCUCUCUUUCUGUGCUAUUUCUUUCGUUUUCCUUACUGUUUUUUUUUCAUUCGUUCUUUCUCUUAUUUUCUCGCUAUUAUCUUAUUUUAUUGCGCGUCUUCUUUUUAAAAAAAAAAAAUCUCUUUGAUGGCCAGUCGAAGUGA
This is a messenger RNA of Acanthosepion pharaonis, 2418 nucleotides long. NCBI's taxonomy places the organism in Eukaryota, Metazoa, Mollusca, Cephalopoda, Sepiida, Sepiidae. The record is from the annotation of a GenBank genome assembly.